This is a messenger RNA of Saitoella complicata NRRL Y-17804, 264 nucleotides long. RefSeq lists its product as uncharacterized. Lineage: Eukaryota; Fungi; Ascomycota; Saitoellomycetes; Saitoellales; Saitoellaceae. Gene Ontology annotation, molecular function: protein phosphatase inhibitor activity. Gene Ontology annotation, cellular component: cytoplasm. The transcript is spliced from 2 exons. The record is from RefSeq and is a predicted model, not a curated record. The annotation marks the transcript as partial.
CACCAAAAGAACAAGGUCGAUAUCUCGAGCCUGACCGAGGAGGAAAAGAAGCUCUUCAAACUCUACGGCAAACUCCCUGCCCGCAAAGACAUCCUCGCCUCAAAACUGAACGAAAGAAAGUACUUCGACUCCGGCGACUAUGCCCUCUCCAAAGCCGGAAAAGCUUCCGACGCGGGCGUAACGAACGUCGGGUACGAACAUCCCUCCCCCGAAUCUAUCCCACAUCAUGUCGGCACGCCGCAGAGUCCGGUUAUGAGUCCGGCG